AUGACAAGACGGAAUUUCUGUUUGGCCUCCUCCCGCAAGGGCUUAAAUUUAUUUCCCAACGUGUACAACGCUUGUCGAGCUGCCUGGCCGUCCUUCUGUACACCCGUGCGGAGCUCGGACUACCCUCUUGCUCUAUUGCUCCGUAUAUAUGGCACUCAACUGGUCUGUCCACCAGCUCACCUGGAGCAGAGUAGGCCGAUUCGCCUAAAUGCAAAAUCCGGAUUGGCCCAAAUGACAUGUUCAACUGAGGCACAAGCGAAAGCCAUUGACCCCCGCCACGGAAUCAAGUGGCUCCUAAGUCGUUGGGUAGGGGCCAGACAGUCGGCUACCGAUCGAUCCACUGGUAGCGGCUUGACGAGCACGGCCCGGUUUCGGGUGCUUUUAGGGACUCUUUUAGAGACAGGCCGAGGUCGGAAGUACAGUUCAGCCUGGAGGAGGAAGCCUUUCAGAAAGCAAGGAAAAUUCAGUGUCCUCUCAUUCAAUAUGUACCACCUUUUGGCUGUCACCCAAAAAUGUGUUACAAAACAAAGCAAUCGCCAGCCUGAGGUGCCGAUAAUGUGA
Protopolystoma xenopodis is the source of this 561-nucleotide messenger RNA. Lineage: Eukaryota; Metazoa; Platyhelminthes; Monogenea; Polystomatidea; Polystomatidae. The record is from the annotation of a GenBank genome assembly.